Molecule: messenger RNA, 2296 nt
Organism: Daucus carota subsp. sativus
Lineage: Eukaryota; Viridiplantae; Streptophyta; Magnoliopsida; Apiales; Apiaceae
Product: interactor of constitutive active ROPs 2, chloroplastic
Exons: 3
Coding region: 259-2124 (621 amino acids)
Source: RefSeq, a predicted model, not a curated record
UUUGUUAUGGUUGUUGGGAGUGGAGGUUGUUUUUUUGUGGAGUUUCUUCCAAGGAAUUGUUGUUUGUUUUGGUUUUAGUUCAAUAUUUACUGGCUAGCAGGUGUAAUUCCACAAAGCAUCAUACAUGUUUAGCAAUGUUUAUCUUUCCCUUUCUUCUUCUCCCAGAAGAAUUCAUCUGAACUGCUGCAGGUCUACGCGCAGUGGGGUCAGGUCGGCCUUUAUCAUAUAGUCGCAUAAUUUGCUUCUCUGAGUUCGAAUAUGCAAACGCCAAAAACAAGAACGGAGUCCUCAAAGGUGCCACAGAGGUCAUCUCCAGCUACACCCCGCACAACUAAGCAGCGGAAAGCAUCAGGAGCUAACACAGAAUCAGUUUCUUCUGCUGCAACAAGGGCUCCGAAAGCAAGAAGCCCAAAAAUUGUUACUCGCAGGAUACCUCGUAGUCCAGCAUCCGAGCAAAAACGACGACCUGGAAGAAUAUCCGAUCUGGAAGAUCAGGUCGCUCAGCUGCAAAAGGAACUGAAGACGGCACAUGAUCAGCUCAGCUCAUCCGAGGCAGGGAAGAAUCAGGCUCAUUUAGACAAUGAAGAGGCCCAUAAGCAGCUAGCUGCUAUGUCAGAGAAGCUUGAGGAAUCUGAACAACAGGUACAGGAGCUUUCUGCUUCUGAGGAUUCUCGUAUUCAAGAGCUUCGUAAAAUCUCUCAGGAUCGAGAUAGAGCAUGGCAGUAUGAACUGGAGGCUGUGAGGAAACAUCACUCAAUUGACUCUGCUGCGUUGGUCACUGCCAUGAAUGAUAUUCAAAAGUUAAAAAUGCAGCUGGAAAGGGUAGCUGAGUCUGAAAUUGAGCAGGCUCGGCGUGCAGAAUCAGAACAUGCUGAGGUACAGAGCUUAAAGCAAGAACUUGGUGAAACUUUAAAUUUGAUUGAGAAUCUAAAAAACAAACUAAUAGAUUGCAAAGAAUCUACAACCCGAGCUAUGGAAGCCGUCAGAGGAACAAAAAUGCAGUUAGCAAUGGCGAAAUCAACGGAGGACACAUUGAGGUUGGAAUGCCUUAAAGUCACGGAGGCUUACGACUCUGUUGCUGUUAAGCUGGAUCAAUCAAAAAACAAAAUUAUCCAUCUGGAGGGACUUGUAAGCAAACUCCAAGCCGAUAUUUCCAGUGAUAGCAGCAAAAAUGCAGCACAGCCUUUAGGUUAUAUAAAACCUGCACGCGAAAGUGACUAUCAUGAAAAGUCACUUCAGAUGGAAAUGGAGCUUAACAAUGUCAAUUCUGAGGUGGCUCAAUUAAGAUCCGCUCUAGAGGCCGCUGAAAGAAGAUACCAGGAAGAAUAUGUUCAAAGCACAUUGCAGAUCAGAAGUGCAUAUGAAGUAGUGGAGCACACAAAAUUAGAAUCUCGCAAAUGUGAAGCUGAAAUGGGAGCAAACCUGAUGACUGCAAAAUCCGACAUUGAAGAGCUAAAGUCAAGGCUGAACAACAAGGAAAUAGAUUUCCACACCGUUUCAGAGGAGAAUCGAGGCUUAUAUUUGAAAAUCAUGGAAAAUCAAUUGUCCGGAAGAGAAACUGAACUUGAACUAGAGCUAAAAAAGAUCGCGGAAGAUAUGGUGGAAUUAAAGGCUAAUUUGCUAGACACGGAGACAACAUUGCAGAGUACCGCAGAGGAGAAUGAGGCGCUAAAAAUGGAAAUAAGAAAAAAAAAGCUAGCAAAUAAUGAAGUAGACAAUGAGACCUUCAAAUUUGCUGAAGCUGCAAAGGAUGCAGAGCGAGAGGCGCUAAUGAAGCUGAGUUAUUUGACAGAGGAAGCUGAGAAGAGUAGUAAAAGAAUGGCUGGAGUUACAGAACAGCUAGAUGCAGCGGAAACUGCAAAUUCCGAGAUGGAAGCUGAACUGAGGAGAUUAAAAGUGCAGUGUGAGCAGUGGAGGAAAGCGGCUGAGGCUGCUGCUGCUAUGCUUGCAACAGGCGACAAUGACAAAAUUGAGACAACUGGUUCUCUGGACAACAAGUAUCAUAUGUUUGGGGAGAAGUUAAGUUGGAACUUCUCCGAGGACAUGGAUGAUGACUGUCCUAAAAAGAAGAACGGUAACAUGAUGAAGAAAUUCGGGGUUUUGUUGAAGAAAAGCCAGAAAUAGAAUUAUUCGGCAGGAAGCCUUUGCAUGUUCUUUGCAGUAGUGAGUACAUUAUAGUUGAUUUUCCGUGAAAUUUAUUUUUAAUAUAUCCAAAUAAAUAAUGUAGAGCUUCCAAAUAAUUUUCAUAUAUAUUGUAUAUCAAGAGAACUAAUAUGAAUUUUUGUGUUGUGUACUA